Molecule: messenger RNA, 507 nt
Organism: Papaver somniferum (opium poppy)
Lineage: Eukaryota; Viridiplantae; Streptophyta; Magnoliopsida; Ranunculales; Papaveraceae
Exons: 1
Coding region: 1-507 (168 amino acids)
Source: RefSeq, a predicted model, not a curated record
AUGGCAGGUGAUAAAAAAUCCUUGCAUCCGGCUUUUGCCGUCACAAACAUUAAAAAUCUCAUACCAAUCUUUUUAGACAUCAAGCAAGAUGAAUAUUCUUCAUGGGUUUUCCUCUUUCAACUUCAUCUUCAGGCUCACAACUUCUCUUUUCUCAUUGACGGCACAUCACCACCACCGGAACUCGACGCCUCCACCAUUCUUCAACUGGAUGCCCUAUGUCGACAAUGGAUGUUCGCAACCAUGGCAAAGGACCUGAUGCUUAUGGUCCUCAAAUCCGGCACCACUGCAAAGCAGAUUUGGGAUCAUCUUCAACGUCUUUUCCAAGAAAACAAAGGCAGUCGAGCUGUAACCCUUGGAAGUAAGUUUGUAAACCUAAAAUUUAUUGAUUGUAACAGUGUUGAUGAUUACUGUGAUAAGAUACAGGCACUUUCACAUCGUUUAAGUGAUCUUGAUUUUCCCAUGAAUGAAAAUCGAUUGGUUAUCCAACUUGUUAAUGGCCUUCCGUAG